This is a messenger RNA of Budorcas taxicolor (takin), 2688 nucleotides long. It is a transcript of the gene POLN, whose product is annotated as DNA polymerase nu. The record is from RefSeq and is a predicted model, not a curated record. Gene Ontology annotation, biological process: DNA-templated DNA replication; double-strand break repair. Gene Ontology annotation, molecular function: DNA-directed DNA polymerase activity; DNA binding. Bases 1 to 2688 code for a protein of 895 amino acids. The transcript has 24 exons. Lineage: Eukaryota; Metazoa; Chordata; Mammalia; Artiodactyla; Bovidae.
AUGGAAAAUUAUGAGGCGUUUGUAGGCUCUGACCUCUGUAAGAUACCACUGUCCAGUGCUGCGCAGAAGAUUAUGUCUGCUAUGCAUUCAGGUGGUUUAGUGGAAUCUGAGAACUGGAGAGAGAGUGAAAAGACUGCAGAUGUCGUAGAGAAAUCCAGUGUUAAGUGUUCAGCACUACUUGAAGAUGGAAAGACUCAAUCACUGGAAAAAAAGAAUCUUAAUUUGCUUACGAGCCAGCCGUCAGGAGUUUCCAUCAAGUUCUGUCCUCAGUCCUCUGGUUUGAGAGUCACAGGUCAGCUGUCUGCCAACCAAAACCAGAAGGGUAUCAGCUCAUCGGCUCCAUCAAGGUGUUCAGUUCCACAGUGUGACCAACAGGCCUCGGUUCUACAGAAAAUGGAACGUAAAAGAAAACACCUCCCAAAGGAAAACAUAACUAAUGAAAACAACAGAGAAAGCGUGAAUCUUACAGGAAACCACGUCUCAUGUGACAAUUCAUCAGCAAAAAGAAGUAAACUUGUGAUAUUGGAAGAAGGUGCUGGUGAGGUCGAAACCUACCUCAGUCCCAGGCACCCAAAGGCGUUCACAACUGGUUUUUGUGACAUUAGACAUUUGGAUGCUUCGGAGCAAAGCCAGCUGAUUGAGGUGCUCAAGCAGGCAGGCACCGUGGUGGUGACUCUGGUGCAUGAGGACGGCUCCACCCAGCUGAGAGCUGACCAGGCUCUGGUUUCCUCUGUUAAAGGCAUUGUGAUGUUACUGAGGAGCCAUCCAGAGGAAGGCAGCAGUCCUCUGACCGCCCCAGCCUCCGACAGUGUUCCAGAGGACACGCCCAGUGAUCAGUGUAUCUACAUAAAAACUGAGCACUCCCCUAUCUGGGGCCAAGAGCAAGAGGCACAUCAUCAAUUUGCCAAGAAUGUGCUGCUUGAAGUACUGAAAUGUAAACGCCCUGUUAUUUGCUUUAACGCAAAGGAUUUUGUGAGGACAGCGCUGCAGCUGAUCGGUGACAAUGGCAGUUGGAAGUGUGUUGCUGACUUUGUAGGGCUAGAUCCCAGAAUUGCUGCGUGGCUGAUAGAUCCUACUGAUGCCGCACCCUCUUUUGAAGAUUUAGUGGCAAAGUACCUGGGAAACCCCACCACACUCACAGUCAACAGCACGGAUGGAAAUUCCUCAAGAAAGACUGUGAAUCAGACUGUCCGUGCGAACCUGAGGGUGCUCCACAGACUGACGAUGCACCUCUGCUCCCAGCUGCAGGUUUGUGGUUUAUGGCAGCUCUUCCAGACUUUGGAGCUUCCUCUGAUACCGAUUUUGGCAGUGAUGGAAAGCCACCGCAUUCGGGUGAACAAGGAGGAGAUGGAGCGGACGUCAGCGCUUCUCGGGUCUCGCCUCAAGGAACUGGAGCGAGAAGCCCAUUUUGUUGCAGGAGAACGGUUUCUUAUCACGAGUAAUCAUCAGCUUCGAGAGAUCCUGUUUGGCAAGCUGCGGCUGCACCUGCUGUGCCCACAGGACACACUUCCCACGACGGGGCUGCGGAGACUCCCGUCCACGUCGGAAGCUGUGUUAAAUGCUCUGCAAGACCUUCAUCCAUUACCCAAAAUAAUUUUGGAAUACAGGCAGGUUCACAAGCUCAAGUCCACCUUUGUAGAUGGACUGCUAGCCUGCAUGAAAAAGGGCGCCGUAUCCUCCACGUGGAACCAGACGGGCACUGUGAGUGGAAGGCUGUCAGCGAAGCACCCGAAUAUCCAAGGUAUCUCCAAGCACCCAAUUCAGAUAACUAAACCUCAAAAUUUUAAAGGUGACGAGGACGAACUCAGCAUCUCCCCAAGGAUGGCGUUUGUUUCAUCCGAAGGCCACACCUUCCUGGCAGCAGACUUUUCGCAGAUUGAAUUGCGCAUUCUUGCACACUUAUCUGGGGACCCAGAACUUUUGAAGUUAUUCCAGGAAUCUGAGAGAGAUGAUGUAUUUUCCACCCUGACUUCACAGUGGAAGGACAUCUCCCCAGAGCGCGUGACGCACGCAGACAGGGAGCAGACCAAGAAGGUCGUGUACGCGGUGGUCUACGGAGCAGGGAAGGACCGGCUUGCUGCUUGCCUCGGAGUUCCUGUUCAGGAAGCUGCCCGGUUUUUGGAGAGCUUUCUGCAAAAGUACAAGAAAAUAAAGGACUUCACCCAAGCAACCAUUGCUCGAUGUCAGCAGACAGGCUACGUGGAGUCCAUCAUGGGCCGCAGGAGGCCACUGCCCAGGAUCCAAGCUCACGACCCGCAGCUUCGGGCACAGGCGGAGCGGCAGGCAGUGAACUUCGUGGUGCAAGGCUCGGCUGCCGACCUCUGCAAGAUGGCCAUGAUCCGCGUCUUCACGGCUGUGGCCACGUCGCCUACCCUGACGGCCAGGUUGCUUGCCCAGAUUCACGAUGAGCUGCUGUUUGAAGUGGAGGAUUCACAGCUUCCUGAGUUCACGGCCCUCGUCCAGGGAACCAUGGAGGCCCUGCAGCACGUGCCGGCGCUGGAGCUGCAGCUGCAGGUGCCCCUGAAGGUGAGCCUGAGUGUGGGCCGCUCGUGGGGACACCUGGUGCCCCUGCAGGGGGCCCCUGGCCCCACCAACAUCCUGCCGAGUCUCCAAGCAACAGCUGGGCCCCCGCCAGCCCUGGAGCGCCAACCCCCGCGCCUGCAUUUUUUCCCUUCAUUCGGUCCGUAG